Molecule: messenger RNA, 792 nt
Organism: Rotaria sp. Silwood2
Lineage: Eukaryota; Metazoa; Rotifera; Eurotatoria; Philodinida; Philodinidae
Source: the annotation of a GenBank genome assembly
AUGAUUUCAUUUUUGUUCAAAUUCUAUUUACACGUUACAAACAAUGUACAACAACUCUUUUUAAAACAACGUCCCAUCUCUCAUAGUCAACAAACAUUUGAUACAUCAAAACAGACUCAAUACGUGCAUAAACCAUUCAUUCAUCAUAACGCUUAUAUACAUGCAACUGGUGAAGCGAAAUAUGUUGACGAUCUUCCAUCACAACAAAAUACACUUCAUGGUACAUUAGUACUUAGCAGUAAACCCUAUGCACGUAUUCUAUCAAUCAGCACUGAAGAAGCACAAAAAAUUCCAGGUUUUAUUAAAUUUUAUUCACAUAUUGAUAUACCACCGACAGGACAAAAUAAAUUUGGUGAACUCGUGAAAGAUGAAGAAAUAUUUGCUUCAGAAUUUGUAUAUUGUGUGGGAAUGGUCAUUGGAUUAUGUGUCGCAGAUACUGAAGAACAUGCACGACAAGCUGCAGAAUUAGUUAGAAUUAAAUACGAAGAAUUGAGUCCAGUAAUUUUAUCAAUUGAUGAAGCAAUUAAAUAUGAAAGUUAUUUAGGUUCACCUGAUCAACAAGAAAAAUCAUUACAAGUUGGAAAUAUAGAUCAAGGUCUCCUCGAAUCAGACCAUGUCUUGGAAGGAACAUUUUAUAUUGGCGGUCAAGAACACUUUUAUAUGGAACCAAAUGCUUUUGUUGUGCAACCUGUCAGUGAAGGACACUACACACAAUUACAUGUUUAUUCAACAACACAAGCACCAAGUCAAGUACAAAGAGCAAUCGCAGAAGCAUUAGGUACUAUGUGUUAA